AACGGUUCUACAAGCACUUCGUAGCAUUGAGUAAACAGUCAUGAUUCAUUUCAAUUUAACGCCGAGUGUAUAUUCACUAAUAUUCUUCCUACUAACAUUAUAUGAAUCUUGUGCUGAACCGAUUAUCAACACCGAGCCUAGUGAUCCUAGCAAUGCCGCGGAGAAAGCUCUUUUCUCUGACUAUCCAUUCAUAGUUUCAAUCGGAACUAAAUAUCAUCCGAUAACAAAGCAGGAGCUCAGUUAUAAAAGCGGACACUUUUGCGGAGGAUCGCUCGUUACGAAAAGACACGUUGUAACAGCGGCACACUGCUUUGAUACAGACGAAAAAAAAGCUCAUGUAAGGGUAUUGGUAGGUAUAAGCAAUUUCUACCAAGAACCUGAAGUUAUAGACGUCGAAGGUUGGACAAAAUAUGUCGACUGGCCGCUGAGAAAGCUUGAAUCACCAUAUCACGAUAUUGCAGUUUUGAAGUUAAAAAAAGAAGUUACUACGCCCAACGUAGUACUUAUACCCUUAUACAAUAAACAUUACGAUAAAUCGGAUAUUCAUCUGGAGAGCAUAGGAUGGGGUCGUACUGAAAUGUCCAACGAAUCACCAGAUUUGCUUAAAAUACCAUUGAAAAUAGUCCCGCGUGCAAAAUGUGAAAGAGAGUUUCAAGAUCUUCUUGGUGAUGAAUAUUAUAUAAGAAUGUGGAAACUAUGUACUCGAUCGCCCAAAAAGCUGUACUUAGGCUCGGGAGACAGCGGUGGUCCACUAAUCUAUAAAGAAAACGGUGUCAUGAAGCUUUUUGGCGUCAACGAAGCGAAUUGCGAUCGAACCUGCCUAAUGCUCAAUAUUCAUGCUAGAGUUUACAAUUAUGUCGACUUUAUUACAGACAUGAUCAAAAAAUGAUUUUCAAGCAAUAUAAUGCAAUAAACUUUAUGCUAGAAACCAAAUUUUUUAAAAUUUUAAAAUACAAUUUUUUACAUAGACAAUAA
Messenger RNA from Nasonia vitripennis (jewel wasp), 975 nucleotides. Its product is annotated as serine protease. Lineage: Eukaryota; Metazoa; Arthropoda; Insecta; Hymenoptera; Pteromalidae. Bases 41 to 889 code for a protein of 282 amino acids. Gene Ontology annotation, molecular function: serine-type endopeptidase activity. The transcript is spliced from 4 exons. The record is from RefSeq and is marked validated. Gene Ontology annotation, biological process: proteolysis.